GCUUGUAAAAGUCUAUUUAAGAUUUAAGAACGAUCGUAUUGACAACAAAAACGUGACAAAACGAGGUGUCGGUGUCUAUAAUAUUUAAACAUUGAGAUCAAAACAGGAAAAGUUCAAUUAGAAAACACAUUUCUUUAAACAUGUCGUCCACAACCGGUUUCGCUAUCACAAUUGACGAUGGGGAAAUUCGGAAACAUCUUAGGCAAUUAGGUGAACCAAUAACCCUUUUUGGUGAAGGACCUGCUGAUCGCCGAAAUAGAUUAAAAGAGUUACUCUCGGUUCAUGGACAUGAUUUGAUCGAUAGAAAAAAAGAAGAUGAAAAAGAAAUUGUGAAGGUUGAGAAAGAUCAAACUGAAACCACUUGGUAUCAUGAAGGUCCUGAAUCACUCAAAAUUGCUCGUUUGUGGUUAGCAUAUUAUUCCCUCCCCAGAGCAAAACAAAGGUUAUCUAAUGUGAAACUUGAAUCUGAAAUACCAGAAUCAACAAGAACAGCCAAAAGGCAGGAAAUGGUGAAACGGAUGAGAGGUAUGAACAUCAUGUGCAGCCAAGUUGGUGAUGGAAGACCAAUAUCAUAUUGCCAAUUCAGCCCAAGUGGAAAUUUGUUGGCCACUGCCUCCUGGAGUGGCCUGUGUAAAUUGUGGAAUGUACCUGACUGCACUUUGUCUCAUUCAUUGAGAGGCCACAAGUGUAGUGUUGGAGCAAUAGUCUUCCAUCCACAAGCCACCUUGAGCUUAGAACCUUCAGAAUUAAAUAUGGCUUCAUGUUCCAUGGACGGCGCAGUCAAAUUGUGGAAUUUAGAAAGUGAAGAGCCGAUUGCUGAUAUGGAAGGACAUGCUCCGCAUCGAGUGUCAAAAGUUGAAUUUCAUCCUUCUGGAAGAUUUUUAGCUACAUGUGUUUUUGAUAAUUCCUGGAGGCUAUGGGAUCUAGAACAGGGUGUAGAAGUUCUUCAUCAAGAAGGGCAUUCCAAACCUGUAUACAACAUAGCAUUCAAUGUUGAUGGUUCAGUGGCUAUCACAGGUGGCAUGGACUCUUUUGGUCGAGUAUGGGACCUCAGAACUGGGCGCUGCAUCAUGUUUAUGGAAGGUCAUUUAAAAGGUGUCUUGGGCAUCGAUAUAUCACCUAAUGGCUACCACAUAGUAACUGGAAGUGAAGACAAUACCUGUAAAAUAUGGGAUUUACGUAAGAGAUCCUGUAUCUAUACUAUUCCUGCACACACAAAUUUAGUGUCGAGCGUGAAAUUCGAAAGAAGUUCCGGACAGUAUAUUGUCUCAUCUUCAUAUGACUGUACCGCAAAGAUAUGGGCGAGUAACACUUGGCAACCAUUGAAAACCCUUUCGGGACAUGACGGAAAAGUUAUGGCAGUUGAUGUAUCGCCUGACGGGUCGUUCAUCGCCACAGCCUCGUACGAUCGCACUUACAAGCUUUGGUCCCCUGAAUAAAUGUAGAAGUAUAGAGUGCAGCUUCGAAGACGACCAUGCUUGUUUGAUUUCUUUAUUUGUGUAUUGGACUUCGAAAACAUUAAUAAAUUAAAUACAAAAAAGUUGAAGCCUA
Daphnia pulex (common water flea) is the source of this 1551-nucleotide messenger RNA. Its product is annotated as U4/U6 small nuclear ribonucleoprotein Prp4-like. Lineage: Eukaryota; Metazoa; Arthropoda; Branchiopoda; Diplostraca; Daphniidae. Gene Ontology annotation, molecular function: protein binding; U6 snRNA binding; U4 snRNA binding. The record is from RefSeq and is a predicted model, not a curated record. The transcript is spliced from 6 exons. Gene Ontology annotation, cellular component: U4/U6 x U5 tri-snRNP complex. Bases 141 to 1439 code for a protein of 432 amino acids. Gene Ontology annotation, biological process: mRNA splicing, via spliceosome.